AUGAAGAGACGCACGAAUCAACUGGCACGCGAUCUACACCGUCAAAGAAUCGAGGAAGCAACAGAGUCAAUAGACGGCUUUUUAAGGAUUACUCGCUGGGUUCGCAACCGAGGCAUACCACGCACCGCAUUUACCCCGACGUUACACUACAACGACACGAACUACACGGCCCCGAAUGAGAAGGCAGCUCUAUUCCGAGAGGUGCUCCACCCAGAGCCUCUGGAGAUAGAUCUAUCGGAUAUCGGGCCACAAUACAGAUAUCCUAAACCAUACGAGAUGCCACCAAUCACACUCGACGAAGUUCGCACCACGGUAAACAACAUGAAGCCCAAUAAAGCGCCAAGACCAGAUGGAAUACCAAAUCUAGCUCUACAACGGCUACCUCCUACUGUGGAGAGCUAUCUCGUCAACCUCUUUAACGCAUGCCUCUGUCAACAAUACUGUCCUGACCACUUCCGAAGGUCCACAACAGUUAUCCUUCGCAAGCCUGACAAGCCUGACUACUCCGACCCGAAGGCUUAUCGUCCAAUCGCACUAUUGAGCACAAUUGGGAAAGCAUUGGAAUUAGUUGUAGAGCGUGGGGAGAGGACCCAUGCUUUCAAGUUUGCAACUGCCAAAUAUCAUCUUACCCACUUUUGGCGGAAGCACCAGCUGGUGCCGAAGCCAAAGGGUAGAUUGGAUGUGCCUCUUACAAUCAAGGUAGUAGAAAUCAACCCUUGGGAUUCAAUCGAAUAUCUCCAUGUCCAGCUCGACGCCCAUCUCACUGGGGGAGCACACGUACGGCAGAUGAGGAAGAAGGCUGCUAAAUUGGUGGCAGGAUUAAGUUCAAUCGCAGGAUCGACAUGGGGAACGCCUCUGGUUUAUUUACGGAAGAUGUAUACAGCUGUUCUACAACCACAGAUUAUGUACGCGUGCUCCACGUGGUACGUAUGCGGUGGAAGAGGCUUCGUUGGUGCGCAGCGGGUCGCGGAGCAAGCUGUCCAAUCAAUCCCGUAUCAGGCUCUAUACCGGAUAUCUGGUGCUUUCAAGCGUACGUUACGACAAGCCUCAAAGCUCUGCCUCCAUGUGCCACCUGCAGAGAUUACUCUCGCGAGAGUAGCUGAGGAAGCUUGUCUGCAAAUCAUGACCUCACCACUACGACCUACACUCCACAGCGUACGUGGCCAAGCCCACCGUAACGGCCCGUAUACGUCGCCGCUCCAUCGGCUGGAAACGGCUAUCAACUGUAAACUCGGACGUGGCACCUGCCAGCAUAUCGAGACAAUCCAUCCCUUUAUAGAUUCACCAGAGAUGAGGAUUGAUGACACCCGCAAGGAGGCUAUAAGGCCAUCGAGACAUCCUUAA
Messenger RNA from Talaromyces stipitatus ATCC 10500, 1344 nucleotides. Its product is annotated as reverse transcriptase, putative. The coding region runs from base 1 to 1344 and encodes 447 amino acids. NCBI's taxonomy places the organism in Eukaryota, Fungi, Ascomycota, Eurotiomycetes, Eurotiales, Trichocomaceae. The transcript is spliced from 2 exons. The record is from RefSeq and is a predicted model, not a curated record.